Molecule: messenger RNA, 351 nt
Organism: Serendipita indica DSM 11827
Lineage: Eukaryota; Fungi; Basidiomycota; Agaricomycetes; Sebacinales; Serendipitaceae
Source: the annotation of a GenBank genome assembly
AUGACGCUCGUGAGCGAUACUCCAGCCCCGUCAGUAUUCCCUCCUGCUGCUCCGAGCACAGCUGCUGCAUUCGAGGUCUCGGCUUGGUUCCGCGCGCUCUCUGGUAAAUACGACACUCGGCAAUAUGGACAAGCAUCAUUCUGUCGCAAUGAUCAGUACAUUACGACGUCUUCUGCAUCGACGUGGGGCUUACUCCUUCCAAAAUCCACUUGGAAAUGCUUUGCAAAUAAUCAGUCAAUCCGUGCCGUCCUCCAUCCUGGGCCUCUCGAAGAAGACCGGUCCAACUCACUCUUUGCGACAAAAGUAGUGCCCGCACGUCUGCAGCUUGGUUACUCCAAGGUCCCUCUCUGA